Molecule: messenger RNA, 1760 nt
Organism: Alternaria alternata
Lineage: Eukaryota; Fungi; Ascomycota; Dothideomycetes; Pleosporales; Pleosporaceae
Product: diphosphomevalonate decarboxylase
Exons: 1
Coding region: 219-1415 (398 amino acids)
Biological process (GO): isoprenoid biosynthetic process; isopentenyl diphosphate biosynthetic process, mevalonate pathway
Cellular component (GO): cytosol
Molecular function (GO): diphosphomevalonate decarboxylase activity; ATP binding
Source: RefSeq, a predicted model, not a curated record
UAACCAAUUCCCAAGACUGAACCUGUCAGCAUUGUCAUUGCGACGGAUAGUUCCGCUUUCACAAGUCGCUGUCUUGGAUCCGCGCUUUCUAGACCGCAUCCAACUAGACCCUGCAUACCGGUAUAAACAAAACCCCACCUGCACCAAAACCCCCCGACUUUCACCGCUACCCUUUGUAAUUUGCUUCUUUCCCUCUGUCUUGUAUACCAAAUUUCAAGAUGUCCGACAUCCAUCGUGCCAGCACUACUGCGCCCGUAAACAUUGCUGUUAUCAAAUACUGGGGAAAGCGCGACCCCAAGCUCAACCUCCCCACCAACUCCUCCCUCAGCGUCACCCUUGCGCAGUCCGAUCUCCGUACUCACACCACCGCCUCGUGCUCGUCUACCUACCCGAAAGAGGACACGCUUCUCCUCAACGGUCAAUCGCAAGAUGUCUCUGGUGCAAGGACACAAGCAUGCUUCAGGGAGCUUAGGGCGCUGAGGAAACAGCUCGAGGAGAAGGACUCAAGCCUAGCCAAAUUGGCCGACCUUCCCCUGCGCAUUGUUUCCGAGAACAACUUCCCCACCGCUGCUGGACUGGCUAGUUCGGCUGCCGGUUUCGCUGCUCUUGUCCGUGCAAUUGCAAACCUCUACGAGCUCCCCUCUUCGCCUACCGACCUUUCCCGCAUCGCAAGGCAGGGCUCAGGCUCAGCAUGCCGAUCGCUCUUUGGUGGAUACGUAGGCUGGGAACAAGGCUCUGCUUCAGAUGGCAGCGACAGUGUUGCUUUCCAGGUCGCGCCCGCAAGCCACUGGCCUAACAUGCGCGCUGUCAUCUUGGUUGUCAGUGCAGCCAAGAAGGGCGUGUCCAGCACCACUGGUAUGCAGACCACUGUCGCUACAUCCAGCCUCUUCCAGUCAAGAGCCACAGAGACUGUGCCUCGACGCAUGAAGGAGAUGCAGGAGGCUAUCCAGAACAAGGACUUUGAGGCGUUUGGCAAGGUUACCAUGAUGGACAGCAACUCUUUCCACGCCACAUGUCUGGACACCUUCCCUCCCAUCUUCUACCUCAACGACGUCUCCCGAGCGGCCGUUAAGGUUGUCGAGAGCAUCAACGCUGCGGCGGGUAAGAUCAUCGCUGCGUACACCUUCGAUGCAGGCCCAAAUGCAGUUGUAUACUACCUUGAGGAGAACGAGAAAGAAGUUGCAGGUCUGUUCAAGCAAAUCUUGAACGAGAAGGAUGGAUGGCAAGGCGAGAGGGGCCAGGCUAUCCAGGCCAACGCUGAUGCGCUCGAGAAGGUCAAGUUCGAUGCAGGCCCUGCUAUCGCAUUCUUGGAGGAGGGUGUCAGCAGAGUUAUCUUGACAGGUGUUGGUGAGGGUCCGGUCAAGACUGAGGAGAGUUUGAUUGAUGAGAAGGGUGAGCCUGUUAACAGCGCAUAGAGCGGCUGUGGCUAGCUAAAUCGCCAAUGUUGAGUAGAUACCCUUAUGUAGUGUACAAUGCUAUAAGCUGAAAAAGUACAAGGGAGUGGCCUUGGUCAAACAACAAUUAUGGACUUCGCCGAGUGUUGUUGAGGUUUGCUGAGCCCUCAAUGGGUAACUUCUCUGGUAAGAGGGUACGACUCUUCCUCCGUUCUGAGCUACUUAGUUUCUGCCCGCUCAAUGCCUCUGAGCCCCCGUUUAAGAGGAAUCGAUUUGGGUUGCGGCUUGGAUUGAUGACCGCAUUCCCUCUUUUCCUGGUCUGUUGCGUGUUCGUGGUAGCUGCAGAGAUCGAUAUCAUAAGAGCCG